This is a messenger RNA of Microthlaspi erraticum, 1173 nucleotides long. The record is from the annotation of a GenBank genome assembly. Lineage: Eukaryota; Viridiplantae; Streptophyta; Magnoliopsida; Brassicales; Brassicaceae.
AUGGCUACCGAUCCCACAUCGCUGUCUCCGACUUCUCCGGUGGAUACCAGUCGCGUAGACGUCUUCUGGCACGAAGGAAUGCUCCGACAUGACGCCGUCGAAGGCGUCUUCGACACCGGAAUCGACCCAGGAUUCCUAGACGUAUUGGAGAAACACCCGGAGAACGCCGACCGCAUCAGAAACAUGGUUUCCAUUCUCCAACGCGGUCCCAUCGCUCCCCAUCUCAAUUGGUUUCUCGGCCGUCCCGCCAUCGUAUCGGAGCUUCUAACGUUUCACACUCCAGAAUACAUAGACAAACUAGUGGACACAGAUAAAUCAGGAGAAAGGCGUGAAAUCGCCGGUGGUACUUUCUUCAGCCCAGGCUCUUGGGAAGCUGCUCUUCUCGCAGCUGGAACUACUCUAUCAGCAAUGCAACACAUUCUUGAGAGCCAUGGCAAGAUAGCAUACGCUCUGGUACGACCACCGGGCCACCACUCACAGCCUACUCAAGCCGACGGAUACUGCUUCCUCAACAACGCCGGUCUUGCAGUGAAGCUGGCAUUGGAUUCGGGUUCUUGCUCUCGAGUCGCGGUGAUUGACAUCGAUGUGCACUACGGGAAUGGCACAGCUGAAGGGUUUUACAGAUCUGAUAAGGUUCUUACUGUGUCGCUACAUAUGAACCAUGGCUCGUGGGGAUCGUCUCACCCGCAGAAAGGGACGGUUGAUGAACUUGGUGAAGACUUGGGGUUUGGUUAUAACCUUAAUGUCCCUUUACCUAACGGCACCGGUGACAAGGGUUAUGAAUAUGCCAUGGUAGAGCUUGUGGCUCCUGCAGUUACAAAGUUUGGACCUGACAUGGUUGUUCUUGUUGUUGGUCAAGACUCCAGCGCUUUUGAUCCAAAUGGGAGACAAAGCUUGACGAUGAAUGGAUACAGAAGGAUUGGAGAGAUAAUGAGGAGAGUGGCGGAGGAGCAGAGCAAUGGAAGGUUGCUUCUGGUGCAAGAAGGAGGGUAUCAUGUAACAUAUGCAGCUUACUGCCUCCACGCAUUGCUUGAAGGAGUGCUCAAGAUGCCGCAACCGCUUUUAUCUGAUCCCAUUGCUUACUAUCCUGAAGAUGAAGCUAUUGCUGUUGAUUGUGUUGAAUCAAUCAGAAGAUACCACUCGGAGAAUGUUCCAUUUCUCAGAGGCACUUGA